Messenger RNA from Fusarium mangiferae, 2901 nucleotides. RefSeq lists its product as uncharacterized. The transcript is spliced from 4 exons. The coding region runs from base 1 to 2901 and encodes 966 amino acids. The record is from RefSeq and is a predicted model, not a curated record. NCBI's taxonomy places the organism in Eukaryota, Fungi, Ascomycota, Sordariomycetes, Hypocreales, Nectriaceae.
AUGGACCUCGGUGAUUUCAGAUACAGAUCAGUCAGCCAAGCUUCACUGAACAGCGCCUAUCAAUCUCAUGAAAGACGUUCCACUACCCCGAGGCUGCGGUCUCCUUCUCAACCACGACUACCCUUCCAGAGUUUGAACGACACCUCGGCUCUCCUCCGCUCUACCGGACCUUUAGAGAGCAUGCUCAAGACGACAACGGAGACCGGAGAUCUUGGUAUCUACUCCAUCAAUUCUGGUUUACCUUCAAAUACAUCUCGACCCCCUCGCACAAGAGUUGGUCAUAAAAGGGCGAGGCGGCCAGCUCGCCCUUAUUACGAUGAAGUUAAGGACGGUCCAAUUCGGGACGACCGUAGAUCGCUACCCUCGUAUCGAGACACGACUUCCGAGAUCAUUUCAUUAUAUGGCUCUCCUGGGGUUCCUCAUCCCAGGUCUUUUUCUCCCGCAUCGGAGGGCCAGCGAACACACUCUUUGACAACGUGCAGUUCAAGACGGGUUCCUUCUUUUAAAUCAUCCGGUACCUUUCACAGUCAACAAAGUAAUAAUGGCCAUCAGCGCCCUCGCUCACCAUUUCCAUAUCCCACACGUCUGAGACGGCCUAGUGUCCGGCCUUCUUCUCCAGCAGUGACAGAUAACGGUCUCAUUGAUCACCGGAGAAUGGUUGAGAUUGACAGGUCUUCGCAUCGCAUGAACUGCAGUUCUCACAUGCAUAGGGGUUAUCGCGAGCAUCGACGAUAUCCUCCCUUGUCCUUGAGGCCCGAAUUCAGCCGAUCAAUGUCUUCAUUACCCCCGCGCUCGUCAUCCGCACCUUAUUACGGUUCAAGGGCCAAUCCGUCAAGAAGACCUAGCGGUGCGGAAUUUCCGCCAUCAAAAUCUCCAUACCUUCAGUACAUGCCUGGCGACCACAGUGUUCGAUCUGCGAGUUUGACUUCCAUCGUGGACAUGUAUCACGGCAGGGCCCCGGACGAUACCAUGCAACCUCUUCGUUCACCAGGCUCGUUCUACUACGAUUAUACCGAAGAGUUUGAUAAAGUAUUCCCGUGCGAAUUUGAGUAUGCGUCCACAAUUAGCUCUCCUCAAGGACAUACUAUCGGCAUAUUGAGGAGAGAUGACAUGGAGGAAACAGAUACGGCGCCCCCGGCCAGCUUCAAAGAUUCUUAUGGAAACUCAGCUUUACGUGAAAGCAAACAAACCCAGGUAGCUUCAGUGCCUAUGUAUGGCAACUUGCAUGCGUCCAGUCCUGAGCGGCAAGAAUUUUAUGAUUCCGAUAUUAAUUCUAGUUGCAAGGAAACUCCGAUCUCUAUCCAAAGAACCCAACAAUCUCCAAUGCAGCCGGUCUGUGAGCAACCAGCAACGGAGAAGCUGGAAGACAGCCGGCCUGAAAUACGCGACAUUGAUACAAAACCUCAAGGAGAGCAGCCAAAGGAAAGCCGCCUGAUGACUUCCACUCUAGCCCAGUGCGGCUCUCCAGUACUAUCUAUCGAUACUAGCGAAGGCGAUUGGGUUUGGGAGGGUAGCCAAAAAGAGAAGGGAUCUGGUGAACAUGACACUGUUCGGGCAAGUCCUCCCCCCAUUCUGCCAAAGACGGAAGCUCGAUGCCCAGACGAACCUUCGUUAUAUAUGGGAAACGAAGCGGUCUCUAUGAAACCAAAGCUCCAUGGGGCGCAUCAUCGCCGAACCCCCGCCAAUACAAACAUUAAGAUCACGAAUAAGAACGAGGUGGCCCCCCCGAAACAGGACGUGCCCCAGGACGUGCCAAAAGCAAAUAUCGGCGCUGGGAUUCUUUCACCUAACCCAAUCUCACCAGCACAUCAGCUGAGGGUCACAAACAGCAUUCCGCAGUUGAUGAAGGCUCUGCCACCGUUACCCGAUGAAGCACAAAACAAUCCCGAUCUCCAAUGUUGGAGCUCUACUAGACAUACCGCAGCCCAAGCAUAUAAGAUGUAUGCCAGCAGUCCUGCUAAUAAUGCUAUUCGCAUGGAGUCUAAAGUAGGUGUGGAUAGGAUGUCUUCAAACCCAGUAUCAAGGACCAAUGACUCGACAAAGCCAUCUUACUAUCUAACCCAGUCCAAUCCCUCUCGGUUCAAAGUUCGUCUAAGGUCGUCUCAGUCAGUGCUUCAGAGCAAAUGGAGCCUUGAUUCUCCGGGCAUUCCUGAGAGAAGCUCCAGUAAUCCUAUCAAGCCAAGACUCAGACUCAAAGUGUCUCGAAGUCGAAUGAGCAAUAAGCUAAUGGGCCCUGAUGUAACAAUUGUGCGAAACAGCCCUUUAAAGCAGUACAGCUCUCUCUUAGAGUUAAAGAAUUUUCCUCACAGAGACGCUUUUACAGAACGAUCCAGCUUUAGGGAAGCACUGGAAGAGCAACUCGCCCAGUUUGGUGUUGAUAAGCGACUCUCUAAUAUCGACGAAGGAACUCUCCGAGGACCUUCGCGGCAGCUGUCUGACCAGUUUGAUAUUCCUUAUCCCCCUUCAACUAAGGGUAUAGUAACUGCGGAAUUAGUGAGUCAACCAAAGUUUGAUAGCGGGUUUGGCAUAUUCGACAGAUGGGACUUUGACAAAACACUAUAUUCGGGGAAGAACUUCAUAAGGAAGAAUUUUGACAGAACUCUCUAUUCAAAGCCCAUGAGGAACAAGUCGUCUUUCCUUCGACACCGGGCUUCGCCGACGAACAUGCGGAAAAGACCAAGAGGCCCAGCAAACCUUAGCGACCCUACACCAUUACGAUCUGAGAUUACUCAGGGCAGCUCUUUUGAAGAUUCUAUGCUAGCACCGAGUGUAAUUUUGCCACAGAGAAUACGCAAUAGAACACGUCGAGUGAAGCGCUGGGCAGCAGAGGCAAAGAAGGCAGUCCAAGCCUUAAUGCGACGGACACUGAGCCGAUCUCAAGAUUCGGGUUCUGAACGGUAA